Molecule: messenger RNA, 3078 nt
Organism: Protobothrops mucrosquamatus (brown spotted pit viper)
Lineage: Eukaryota; Metazoa; Chordata; Lepidosauria; Squamata; Viperidae
Gene: ST18
Product: ST18 C2H2C-type zinc finger transcription factor
Exons: 18
Biological process (GO): regulation of transcription by RNA polymerase II
Cellular component (GO): nucleus
Molecular function (GO): DNA-binding transcription factor activity, RNA polymerase II-specific; RNA polymerase II cis-regulatory region sequence-specific DNA binding; zinc ion binding
Source: RefSeq, a predicted model, not a curated record
AAAAGCUCCAUGGCUAAGAAGAGAAAGGCUGAAGAACAGAUUUUGGAAGUUCCAAUCAACAAAAGGAAAUCUCUGUUGAUGAAGCCUCGCCACUACAAUCCCACCUUGGAAGGCAAAGGAGAGAAUGAAGGCAGGACACACUUUCAGGACAAUAAUAAUGUUCUCCAAACAGGUAUGAAAAAGCAUAGGUUAUAACUUAAUCAAUAUUUCCUAAUACUUCCCAAAGAAGACAAUAUCUCAUAUUUCAACAUGCAAGAAAAUGAUCUUCAAAAGAAGGACAGUUUCACUAACUGCCAGGACACAAUGACCAACACAUUAAUUAACUUUGAAAAAAUAGCAAAAGAUGCACCAAAUUCCCUAGAGAAUGAUAAACUAAGUGAUAGUGAUAACCAGACUUUAAAAACAGAGAAUAAGAACAUUGCUGUAUGUUAUGGAAUUAAUUCUUCAGUAAGAAGGGACAAAAUUAGUGUUCCACAUCCACAAUACUGUUCCUCAGAAGACAAUGAAAGUAGCUCUGAAAUUCUGGACAAUGAAUGGGAUAGUUCCUCAAAUUUUUCUGAAGAGAUAAGUAUAAAACUGCCUUUAAAUAAAACAUAUGUUGUAGGAUGUAAUCGGGAAGAGAUCCUAAAAACACCUGGAGUCAAAGCUGAAGAAAGAGAUGUUAACAAUUCUGAAACUUUUGGUAGUUUGAGAUCAGAACUGCAAGUAUCACAGGACUCACAUGCUGACAUUUGCAACAAUAGAAUGCAGAAUCCAUUUCCAGAUUGUGAAGAAGAUGAUUGUCUAUCAGAAAAUACAGAACAGUCAUUUGACUUGGAUAAAACAAAACAGAACUUAAAUUUGCUGGAACAAGCAAUAGCCCUUCAGGCAGAACAGGGUCACGUCUUUCAUAGCACUUACAAAGAACUGGAUAGGUUCCUACUGGAGCAUCUUGCAAGUGAAAGAAGACAAGCCAAAAUAGUUGACCUUGGUGGUAGACCAGUCUAUAGCCACAAGCAUGUACCCAGGCCUGAAAAAAGAGAGACCAAAUGUCCCAUUCCAGGGUGUGAUGGAACAGGGCAUGUGACUGGAUUGUAUCCUCACCAUCGCAGUCUUUCGGGCUGUCCACAUAAAGUCAGAGUGCCACUUGAAAUCCUUGCCAUGCAUGAAAAUGUUUUAAAGUGUCCCACCCCUGGAUGUACAGGAAGAGGCCAUGUCAAUAGCAACCGCAACACUCACAGAAGUCUUUCUGGAUGUCCAAUUGCUGCAGCUGAGAAAAUGGCAAUGUCUCAGGAAAAAAAUCAACAUGAAUCACUCAAAACAGGGCAGUGCCAUGAUCAGAUCCAUAGGACAAACUUGGUGAAACAUUUUGAGUUAUCUCAGUACAGCUGCCAAUCUGUACUGACCCCUUCCUCCGGAACCACUUUUACAAGAGAGCAAGAGAAAUAUGGGAAAGUACCUUUUGACUAUGCUAGCUUUGAUGCCCAAGUCUUUGGCAAAUGCACAGUGAUGCCAACUAUACAAGGACAAAAAACCACACAAUCCUUUGAAUCAAAGCAUUUUUCAAAUCCAGGGAAAUUUUCUAAUCGGCAGCCUAGUGCUAGCGCCCACACACAGAGCCCUUGCCAUGCCAGCUCUUAUCGCUAUGGUCAAUGUAGUGAAGACACCCACAUAGCAGCAGCUGCUGCAAUUCUGAACCUUUCCACCCACUGCAGGGAAGCUACAGAGAUCCUCUCCAGCAAACCACGGAGUCUGUCUGCCAAGGGAACUGAAAUAGAAGUAGAUGAAAAUGGCACUUUGGAUUUGAGCAUGAAAAAGAACCGAAGUCAAGAAAAUAUUGGUUCUCUAAGUUCCUUCAGUGCAAGUGUCCCCACUCCUUCCUCCUCUCCCCUCAAAUCAGGCAGCAUUCUGGUCAAUGCCACUUUCUACCAAGCUUUGAAUGAAAAAGAAGGUUGGGAUACACCAAUCAAUUAUAGCAAGAGCCAAGGCAAAAAAGAGGAAGAGAAAGAGAAAGAUCCUGCAAUCUGUCCCGAAAGCCUGGAGGAAAAAAAAUACUCAGAUGUCUCAGAAUGUAGUCCAAAACCCAAGGUCCAUUCAAGAGAUCUCAAAAAGGAACUGAUCACGUGUCCAACUCCAGGAUGUGAUGGCAGUGGUCAUGUGACAGGAAACUAUGCAUCCCACCGCAGUGUUUCUGGAUGUCCUUUGGCUGACAAGACGUUAAAAUCCUUAAUGGCUGCCAAUUCUCAAGAGCUUAAGUGCCCCACUCCUGGAUGUGAUGGUUCUGGUCAUGUGACGGGAAAUUAUGCCUCUCACAGAAGCUUAUCUGGCUGUCCUCGGGCCAGGAAAAGUGGUCUGAAAGUGACUCCUACAAAGGAAGAAAAAGAAGAUCCUGAACUUAAAUGUCCAGUGCUAGGCUGUGAUGGCCAAGGUCAUGUAUCAGGUAAAUACACUUCCCAUCGCACAGCUUCAGGUUGUCCCAUGGCUGCCAAGAGACAGAAGGAAAGUCCUCUCAAUGGAUCUUCUCUACACUGGAAGUUGAACAAGCAAGAGCUGCCACACUGCCCUUUGCCAGGCUGCAAUGGGCUGGGUCACGUUAAUAAUGUUUUUGUCACCCACAGAAGUUUGUCUGGAUGUCCCCUGAAUGCACAAGCCUUAAAAAAAGGGAAAAUAUCUGAAGAACUAAUGACUGUUAAGUUGAAAGCAAAUGGAGGUUUAGAGAAUGAAGAGGAAAUCAGACAUUUGGAUGAAGAAAUUAAAGAACUAAAUGAAUCCAACCUUAAAAUUGAAGCUGACAUGAUGAAACUCCAGACACAGAUCACAUCAAUGGAGAGCAAUCUGAAAACCAUAGAAGAAGAGAAUAAACUGAUAGAGCAGAAUAAUGAGAGCCUAUUAAAGGAACUAGCUGGUUUAAGCCAAGCUCUCAUCUCCAGUCUUGCUGACAUUCAACUUCCACAAAUGGGCCCGAUCAGUGAGCAUAAUUUUGAAGCAUACGUGAAUACACUCACUGAAAUGUACAGCAGUCUGGAAAGGGACUAUUCCCCGGACUGCAAGGCUCUACUGGAAAGUAUCAAGCAAGCAGUGAAGGGUAUUCAUGUGUAG